AUGCGCUUCACCACGGUAGUGGAACCUUUAUAUAAGAUGAUACCGGCCGCAGAUAUUGAGACACUUCCAUCCCCGGAAGUGUUGUAUCAUCGUCGCUCCUCGGAAGUCUGGUCUGAUAGCUAUCAUGAUCAAAAGAAAGAGGAUAGAGAGUCAAGUGAAGGACUUCUCUCGAAAACCCACUCUCUCGCUCCCUCAAAAACGAGACUUUUGUUCAAGAAUCUACUGGGGAUGUCGGUUUUAUUCUUAAUUCUUUUGAAUGCUCUACAAUUGAUCUUGAUUCUAUCGACCAGCUCUAGGUCCUUGAAAGAAUGUCUUGCUUCACCAGACAUCCCAGAACUCAGUCUCGAGCGCUCUCAAACCCGUCGGAUCGCUCGCACCAGCCCUUUUACUUCACGCAAUGUCACAGACGGUAAUGAAGCCUGGCACAACAUUUUACCUGGCCAUGGUGUCGUCGCUUUACCAGAAUCAUAUGUCAAAAAGAACAAUAUACCCGAGUCAACUGCAACUCAUCUGUAUUCUGGUGAUACGGAGCCCAAACACAUCUAUUUUAUUGAAUCUUAUCAUGUUCUACAUUGCCUCCGCAUGCUUCGCAGCCUCUACCAUUCUAUGGACUACGGACUACCCAAAGAACCAUAUCUUCCUCCAUUAGAUCACCCUUACCACUGUUUCGAUCGAAUCCGUCAAUUCAUCAUGUGUAAUCCAGAUUAUACACUAGUACCCAAUAUAGCAGGACACGAUAAAUCAGACUGGACACAACCGAACAAGAAGUGUCUGGAUUGGGAUGCAUUGAGAGAUUGGGCGGAAAAGUAUCAUGGGAGUUACAUGGAUGAUUUUGCACUUUCGGCCAAAGAGAAACAGGAAAUGGGGUACGAUGAAGUGAAUAUAUAUAACAAUUAUAAAAAGGGUGAUGGACUGCCGGUAGGACAGCUUUAG
Botrytis byssoidea is the source of this 933-nucleotide messenger RNA. RefSeq lists its product as uncharacterized. Bases 1 to 933 code for a protein of 310 amino acids. Lineage: Eukaryota; Fungi; Ascomycota; Leotiomycetes; Helotiales; Sclerotiniaceae. The record is from RefSeq and is a predicted model, not a curated record. The transcript has 3 exons. Gene Ontology annotation, biological process: mycotoxin biosynthetic process.